Molecule: messenger RNA, 7017 nt
Organism: Acanthoscelides obtectus
Lineage: Eukaryota; Metazoa; Arthropoda; Insecta; Coleoptera; Chrysomelidae
Source: the annotation of a GenBank genome assembly
CGGAUGUCGUAUAUGUUGGAUGCCGGUGUGCGAUCCCGUACGUUUCCUCGCCGGUAGAGGUAGAACGUAGUUAUCUAUCAGUUUUUCCCGAAUAAUUCCCUAUUUUGAUCAGCAUAAAAGGCGCAAAUUUGCCAUCCGGUGCCCGACAGUGAAGUGUCGCGCUAAAAACGAUCGUCCGACUCUUAAGUCGCUUAGGUCGCAAUUUGGCAGCAGUGCAAUGUGGGACAGUUGAAUGGUCGAUUAUGAAAUUUUUUUCGCCAGCAUUACACUAUAACUUAUUUACGAUAAUUUUCGCGAGAAAGCGGAAGAGGUUCAAGUGACUUUUUUUCUAUAGGCGAUUAUAGAAGUACAAGUUAUUUAUUGAUUAGGUUUUAUUUUUAAUUUCUAUUUUGGAAAAAUGUUCGCUUAAGCUAACUAAAAAUUCCUGGCGCUAAAAAAAGAUAUAUCACACCAGAAAAAUGUCACGGAAUAAGAAAAACGGAAACUAUACUGACACUAGAUAUACUACCGUAUUUUUGCAAGACAACGGUGAUGUGAUCGAAAAAAAGAAAACGGGAUGGUUCGGUACCAGACACUUCGUAACGUUCAUGCUCUUCCUGGGCAUGGCCAAUGCAUACAUCAUGCGCACCAACAUGUCGGUCGCCAUUGUGGCUAUGGUCAACCACACGGCCAUCAAUAUCGCCAAUGGACAUGACGGAGGAGCAACUACGGUUGAUGAUGAAUGCGGGGUCGUUGUAGAUGUCAACGCUACGAAAAAGGACACUCAAGCAGACGGCGAGUUCGUCUGGCAGACAGACAUCCAGGGCUAUGUCCUCAGCUCCUUCUUCUACGGCUAUGUGAUCACCCAGAUCCCGUUCGGCAUCUUGGCCAAACGCUACGGCAACAUCUACUUCCUGGGAGUUGGAAUGUUGGUCAACUCCCUGUUUGGUCUCUUGGUGCCUGCAGCUGCCGAAUUAGGCAUCUGGUGGUUGGUCGCUGUCAGGUUCAUUCAAGGCCUGGGUGAGGGCCCUAUCGUACCAUGUACUCACUCACUUCUGGCUAAGUGGAUCCCGCCAAAUGAGAGAAGCAGAAUGGGCGCUUUCGUGUAUGCAGGAGCCCAAUUUGGCACUGUCAUAUCUAUGCCUCUGAGCGGGCUAUUAUCAGAAUGCAGAUUGGGUUGGCCGUCAAUUUUCUAUGUGUUUGGAGCAAUCGGUACCAUAUGGUGCAUUUUCUUUCUAAUUUUCAUCCACGAAGAUCCCCAAAGCAACUCCAAGAUGGAUGUGGAAGAACGAUUGUACAUUCAGAAACAGUUGGGGAGUAAAAUCGGUCUACCGAUCCCACCAAUACCAUGGAUGUCGAUAUUGAAGUCUUUACCCUUUUGGGCUAUCUUGUUAGCACAUAUGGGUCAUAAUUACGGUUAUGAAACGUUGAUGACAGAACUACCUACUUACAUGAAACAAGUCCAUCGAUUUAGUAUUAAAGAUAACGGCGUCUUAUCAGCGUUACCAUAUCUCGCCAUGUGGAUAUUUUCAAUCUUUAUCAGUCACGUUGCUGACUGGAUGCUUACAAAACCGUACUUCACCCACACGUCAGUCAGAAAAAUAAUCAAUGGAAUAGGUCAGUACGGCCCUGCGAUUGCCCUAGUCGCAGUUUCCUACACAGGUUGUGACAAGUGGUUGACAGUUGCUCUGUUAACUGUGGGCGUUGGGCUUAACGGCGGCAUCUACUCCGGCUUCAAGGUCAACCAUUUAGACAUCUCUCCGCAGUUUGCUGGGAUCCUGAUGUCCUUUACAAAUUGUAUGGCCAACUUGGCUGGUCUGCUGGCGCCUAUCUACGCUGGCAACGUUGUCGUCGGAACGCCAAGCAUAGCAAAAUGGCGGGUAGUUUUCAUCACAGCGGCCGCAGUUUACGCGGGAUGUUGCACAUUCUACGUCUUUUUUGGAUCAGGGGAAAGGCAGUCUUGGGAUCAACCACCUGAAGAGCCUGAGAAGAAGAAAGAAAAAGAGGAACCGGAAAUCAUCACCACCCGUACCUAAAAUGGGGCUGUUAUCUUCUAUUGGAUAAAAUUUCCACAGAGAGAACACUACAGUGUAUUUCACGAGUAUCCAUUAUAUUCUGGUGUGACCGAGUGAACAGCUGAUUAGCAAGUGACAUCUUUGUACUAGACUGUAACGUUGGCAAUAAUGAAUCGGUUGUAAAUCUGGUAAAAGGACCGUAUUGAGAACUGUUGUUCACAUAUCUAGAUACUUUUAGUGACUGAAAAUUUUGACUACAAAAUAUACGAAGUACACAUAGAAAAAUCUUUAUUAGAAAAUAGUAUAAUACAUCUGGGAUUUAUUUAUUAGGAGGUGGGAAGUCAAUAGAAUAGAUUGUGCUGACCUGUGUAAUUUACAUGUAAAAAUAAUAUAGAUAUGUGUUUCUACCUAAUUGUCUGUCAUCAGUUAACGUAAUUCAAAUAUGGCCGUUUCGUUGCCCUUUAAAAAUCACAUAGUGUUUCAAGUUCUAUAAAGUAGAGAUGAUUAGCAAACUCAAAAACUGUUUGUCUUAUUUUAUUCCUAACUGAAAUGUAGUCAUGAUUAUUAGCAGUCAUUAUGCUUGUAGCGUUUUUUUAUGCAAUGGAACUUUUAUAAAUAAAAUAGUUGUUAGCAAGUACAAAAUGAAUCUGUAGCGAACAAAAAACCACAACCUAAUACGGUUCUGUCUACCUGGCGUUGCCGGAUUCGUCAGAAUUGUGUGUCACUUGGAAAUUUUGAAAUAGUUCUAGAUAAUCAGCUGUUAUUCUACCGUAAUGGACACUCGUAAAAAGACAGUAGCGAGAGAUAACUGAUUGAGGUUAAGCCACAAGCAUUGUCCAACCGAUAUCAAUUUUCUCCUGGGUAUUUUGUUAGAGUUGCAAAACUAUGGAAAUUCUGAACCUCGAAAAAUUGAUCAUAACAAAUAUACAACCAUUUUUUGUUCAAGUAAGCAAAUUACUUGGUUUAAUAUGCACCACAAUCGUUUUAAGUAUUUUCGUGCAGUUUUGUUUAAUUCCAGGGAAAACAACACAAACAUUGUUAGAAAAAGUUCUAAUUGUCAAGAAAUGACAGGUAACGAGUCCCGAAUAAUUAUGGUCACUAGGAGGCGCUGUCAGCGAGCACGCAGCGAAUAGUAUUUAAACAGAAACAGCAUAAAAAAACUUUGUCAUAUUGGUUUAAAAUAAACUAAUGUUAAAAUAUUCUCCAACAUAUUGUAUAGCAAGCUUUUAACUUUAAUUAAGAUACUUAAUGACCUCAAACUUUAUAAUUUUUAACCGAGUUUUCAAGCACUGAAUAUUACACUGCACAUUAACACAUCGAUUCGUUAAACACGAUUCUUAAAUAAACUAUUUUUUUGCCGGGACACAUUUUUUUAUGUUUUUCGGAUCAUUAUGACGAAUACAAGCCUCUAGGAACUUUUCUCUAAAGUUAGCCAUUUUAGUGUUAAUAGCGGUUUAAUCUUUGAAAAACCCUAGAAAUAGGUAUAUUCAAUGCUUAAAACUCGCGAUUAAAAAUUAUAAUUUUUGAGGUCGCCAGGUAUUUGAAUCAAAGUUUGAACGUCGCUUUACAAGACCUCGAAAGUAUUUUGUGAUCACUUUAUAUUAAACCGAUUUUUAACUUUGUCAGACCAAAAUUGACGAACUUUGGAUAUUCGCAGAGUGUACUAUUAUAGUUACUAUGCUGUUUUCAGAUAUCGUCCACUAUCAUCAAAACAGUCCUUGUUUACCAUGAUGAAUUCAGCCACGUUCUCGAAACAGUCGGUUCGCUGUGGCGUUGCAUACAAAACCUACGGGAGUCGAUUUAGUAGGUUUUAUGCUCUACGCACUAUUUCCACAUUUUUAUACUGACCCUGUUUUUUGUGGCUUUCAAUUAGAUUAGAAACUUGCAUAGAACAGGAUCUUUACUGUUUGGUACCUCGGCAGCUUUAGAAUCCUUUAAAAAUCUUAAAAACUACACCUGCAUCUUCGUCAAUAUUUCAAUCGAUCACUAAGUUUUGUUGCUCUAGCAAGAUACUCAUAAUAUGACCUGAUUGUUAUGUAUUGUUAUCAAGAAAAUGGACAUUUCUAUUGUGAUGAAUCUUACUAUCAGUAAUAACUAUUGUUUUAUACGCAAACUAGCCGAUAGUUUAGCGGUAGGAAUUUUGUAGGUUAGCUUCGAGUAGCGACCAAAUAGUUCAAGAAAAAAUAAUCUGUGAUUCCAUACUACUAUUUCCUUUAAUAGUUUUUUUCUAUAAUAGUUAUCAGUUUCACUUUUAGUUAUUCAUCAAUGAAAUAAUUGUUUUGAAGUAUAACUUUUGGGUGAAAUAAUGUUGAUAAUAUUUUGAUAUCAGUAUUUUUUAUUGAACCUGCAUACUUGAAAUACAACCCACGUUGUUUAUGCAGCGCGAUGUUUUGUUAAAACUUUUAUCAAACAUGCAUCUGUUUUAUAUAGUCCCGCAAUAUCUUCGCAUCUGAUGGGAAAUAUUCUGAUUCGGAUAUUUUGCACAAUCUCUUUAACGAAACUGCAUGUUUCCAGGCGCAAAUUUGCGUGAAAACUUUUUGAAGCAUUGCAAAAAUUGUUAUUUGCUCCGGUCAAAGUGUUUUUUUACUUUCUUUGGGACAUUCUCAACAAAAAAGGUUCUAUAGAACUUGUUUCUAAAGUUUUCAAGGUAUAAGCGAUACAAUAUUUGAAAAAUAUGCCGUCUUCGACACUGAAAAACAAAAUGAAAAACCGAAAAUUUUAAGUUGCCAAUGUUCCUAAAUAUUCCCCAAACAUCCAUUAACAAAAUCCCAAAGAAUGUGAGGAGGUAUCGUUAUUGUAAACCUUUGUUUUUUUAAUUGUUAACCAAGCGCGUGCUCAGUGUUAUGCUCUGCGUGACUACGAGAAAUUUUUUCAAUAUGCUUUUCGGGGUUAAAAAUGCCGUAUUUUCCGCUUUUUCAAAUGUACUGCUCAUAUCUCUGAAGCAACAAACUUCAAAUAAAAGUUGUAAAUCACAUUUUUUCUUGAGAAUGUCCCAAAAAAAAACCUAAACACGGAGCGAAAAAAACAAUUUCGUGAAUUUGCUCAAAAAAGUGUAUAAAAAACGUUUGUCGCAAAUUUGGCACUGGAUAAAUGCAGAUUUGUUUAAAGCGACCCUUUUCAAAUAAGAGUAAGCAAAAAAUUCGAGCCAGAAUAUUUUUUCCGAUGCAAAGUUCCCGGACCCCGUAUUUAAAAAAAAAAAAUCGUUCCAUAUCCGACAUUAUUUUGAGCCAAUACUUAGUCAAUAUUGGAUUAGAACAAAGUAAAUAUUUUAUUUGAAUUGCUACAUGCAAAAUCACAGAAAACAAAAAGAUCCCAUUAAAAAAUGACUGUGUUUUAUAUAAUUGUUAAUUUAAAUAUAUUUGUUUUCUUUGUUACUACAGCGAUAUGUCAGACGAUAAAAUAUUAGAAUCCAACCAAGACAAUAUUUAGAUUUUGGAACAUAUUUUACAUGUAAGUGCACCCAAUUUUUUGCGCAAUGCAGUAUACGGAAUAUUAAAAAUUACUAAGUGUUGUUUUGUUAUAUAGACGAGACGACAAUCCAAACAUUUGUGGGAGAAAUUUUCUAUUGUAAUUUUGUUUGCACCGUACAAGGUUUUUUAGUAAUUUAGGCAUUAAGAUCACACAGUUUGACAUUAUUGGUGGAUGUGCAUCUCUUCAGAGGUCUCUGUACAUAUACCAAAAAUGAAAUUUUUAAUUCUGCCGUCUAAAUCCAUCAUAUUUGUCCAUCUUUCCCCACUGCAUAUUCCUGUUCAGAGAGAAAAUACAUGGAAAAAAUAUAGUGAGACUCCCAGCAGACACCACUUUUAAUUUUUUGGGGACCUGUGGAUCGUUUUUAUGCAAAAAUCUGACUUCAGAUUCGUGAUCCGUGUGAAACAGUAAAUAGAAAAAACAUAGUCGGACUCUGAGCAUACACUACUUAUUAUUUAGUUAUUUAAUUUGCGGGCCUGUGUAGUCGAUUUUUGAAGUCUAAAAAAUCCUUUAAAUGACCAUUUUUAAUGCUACUUUUGAGAGCACCAAGUGUCUAGAAUUACUAGAAUAGAAUAAACUAAGCCUGAAAUACUCUUUGGGGCUUUGUUAAGGAAAGCUUGAACUAAAAUUUAAUCACUUGGCGACGUAAAAACUGAUUUUUGACCAAGUUUUCAAGCAUUGAAUGUUGCCAUUUCAAGGGUUUUUCAGACUUAUAACAUGAAAAUGAUCAAGUUUUAACACCCCACAUCCCUCUUUCUCAAUAGCUUGUUUCAUGGAGUAUGCUUGAAACUUCUCAUCUGAUUGAUUGUUAUAGGUGACUUAGAAACGUUAUCAAUUUUUUUCUGUCAAAAGGUGUUGUUCAUUUUUUCUUCAAUCAAAUACUAGUAUAGCUCUGAAGUUGAAUGUGAAUUUUAAUACUUUUAUAGUAGAAUUGAGCCACUUUUCUUAUCCCUUUUUUUGUAUUCCAAAAUCAUUGGCCCAAUUUGCUACUAAAUGAGUUUUCAAGAAAAGCAAAUAUUUUUCGAAGAAAAAAAUUGUAAGAGAAAAGUAAUUAUCCAUUCAAUUCGACCAUAAAAAUGGAAUAUUCACAUACUAUUUUAGAACUAUACUAUUAUUUGAUAAGUUACGAUUGAAGAUAAAAAUGCACUUUGACAGAAAAAAAGUUGAUGUUUUCAUAGUCAUCUGUAUACUAACCACGAUAUAAUCAAAUAAGUAUUAAGAAUACUCGACAGAAAGUUAAAAAAGGGGAUGUUCGCCUUUAAAGAAAGGUGACUGAGAACCUUGUUUGUUUCAUGUCAUAAAAAAAAUCGAGUUGAAAAUUUCUCUCAAGACUGCGAGACUUUCGCCUCGCCUGGUUAUAUGAUAUGAUAAUAAUAUAUUUUUAUAUCAAGUUGUUACAGACAAUACUCCCUUAUUAUAGUUUAUUCGCAUGUGUGCCUUUGAGAUGCGGUAGCUAAGGCUUAUAUUGAGAGUUUAGAGUGAUAUCAUGAUGUGUCAAGUUUUAAAAGUAUGUUGUAUUAUUGAGACAGUAAUAAAAGUUAUAUUAAUUUUUAAA